Closterium sp. Yama58-4 is the source of this 675-nucleotide messenger RNA. Lineage: Eukaryota; Viridiplantae; Streptophyta; Zygnematophyceae; Desmidiales; Closteriaceae. The record is from the annotation of a GenBank genome assembly.
AUGCUGCCGUACCUGUUCCCUGACCUCGCUGCCUUUGCCACAGUCGCUGACCUCAUUACGCACCUUCGCACUAGUGAUACCCGCUACCGCGCUGCGCUUCCUGCUGAGUUCUGCGCCAAGAACCCCCCCCCCAUGUACAUCACCCUCUACUACCUAGUCACCCGGCUCCCUGACACCCUUCGCUCGGUCAGGGACCACUUCCUCUCCCUUUGCCCCACCACCCUCACCGUUGACCUCCUCGAGGAGCGCCUCCUCGUAGCGGAAACGAGUAUUACCGCUGUGGGUGCUUCUCGUGGCGACCCCCGCACCCCUUUCUUUGAGGGGUGCUCCCCUGUUCCCCUUUUGCCCUCUGUUGCCUCUGCUGCUGCUGUCGACCUCGUUGGCACUGAGUCGGUCGCCGCUGCGUCUGCUCCUAGUGGGAGGCGCCGCACCAGCAAGGGCAAGGGGGGCAAGGGUUCGGGAGGGGCGGGCGGGGGCGGUGGUGGUGGCGGUGGGGGCGGCGGGGGAGGUGGGGGUGGGAGUGGUGGGGGGCGUGGGGGCGGCGGUGGUGGCAGUGGAGGUGGAGGCGACGGUGGCGGCGGUGCGGGUGGAGGAGGCGGAGGCGGCAGUGGAGGUGGAGGCGGGGGCGGCGGAGGCGGCGGGGGUGGAGCUGGUCGGGGUGGUGGUCUGGAGUAG